AACAGUAAUGACAUCAAAGAGCUCAAUAGUACAACCCAGAAAGCUAAGGCAAAGAAUUUAAAGAUUGCAAAAGAGAAGCAACAAUUCUCCACAGAGUCGUCAAUAACUUCUUUGUCUUCAUCAUCUUGUUCAUCUAGCAUGUCAUCACUUGAGUUUAACAGAACAAUUCAGACAGAAUCAUCAUCAACAAAUCGAAUCAGAAUUCCAGAGAACACAAAUUCAGAUGUAUCAACAAAGCAACUUUACACUCCAGUUCAACAAGCCCUUGACUUCUAUGAUAUUGUCAAAGACUCGAUGCAUAGAGAAGCUCAAGGAUUAUCUGUGAAAACCGUGGCUAAAGAGGGAAAGAAGGGUCAGAGUCAUGCUUUGAAACACAUGGACUCACCCCGGCCUUUGCGGUCUCAUAAAUCUAUCAAUGCAGGAGUCACAGUUGCAAGUGAACCAUUCCAUACUCUCGCAAAGUCCAAGAAAACACCUUGGGAUUCACCGCGACUCUCUUAUGAUGAUUCACUCAAAUCUGUCACAAAGCAUAAGGAAUUCCCAAGGCUUUCCUUGGACAGCAGAGAAGGAUCCAAUAGAGGUUUCAAUGAAGGAAACAAAUCUCGCAACCUGUUGAAAGGUCCACAGAAAGGGUAUGAGAGGAAUUCAAGCACAAUGCCCAAUCAGCUGCAAGAACCAGAAACAUCUAGAAGAUCUUCCAGUGUUGUAGCUAAGUUGAUGGGACUUGAAAGCCUACCAGACUGGAUACAAACUUCUGGGACUCCAGUGAGGAAUUCUAGUUGCUCUAGCAGAAAACAUGAGCUCUUGGCUAUAUCUAUCACAAGUGAGGAUGAUAAGCAACACCAAAAACUUGCCUUACAUCAGUUUAGAAGGGUUGAUUCAAUCACAAAUGUGACACCACGUUCGCGAUUUGCCCUAGAAUCAACUCCAUGGAGGCAACCUGAUGCAAGCCAAGGCUCUCAACUACGUGCCUCCAAAGGAGAAGAAUCUGAUACAAAAGCCCCAAAGUCCUCUCUGACUGUAUAUGGCGAAAUUGAGAAAAGGGUGGCAGAACUUGAGUUCAAAAAGUCUGGAAAGGAUCUCAGAGCCCUUAAACAGAUUCUUGAAGCAAUGCAGAGACAUAAGAGUUCAUUCGAGGUCUCAAGAGAUAACGCUUCGAGUUCUCCAUCUGACAAUAGGAAUAUUACUUGUCCCCAAGAAAGCUUGAAAGUACAAACCCCGAGAGUACCACCAAAUGGCCAGGCAUCUGGCACAGUUGAGAUGUCUAAUUCAACCCAGGGAAGUAAAUUGCCAAUUGUCAUCAUGAAACCAGCAAAAGCUACUAGAAAAGCUAACAAUCCUUCUUCUACACAAUUGUCAACUCAUUGUAAAUCUGGUCUCAGCAAGUGUUCCCCAAGUAAUCCCACAAAUGGAAGAUUGGUUGACAAGCAAACUGCUAAAGGUAUCAAUUCAACAACAAAAAAGAUCAAAGAUCCUCUUGGUCAACUGGUUUGUUCAUCAGACACGAAAGUUACAAAGUUGAUGCAAUCAUCAAAGGUUCCUCCAGACAGCGUUGGAGAGAACACCAUCAACUCUGGCAAUAUAACAGUAACUGGGAGUCCAAGACUACAAAAGAAGUUUGGUUUGGAGAGGCGUUCUCCGCCAAACAGUCCAUUAUCAGAUUCCAGCAUUAACAGAAGAGACCACAAUAAGCAACUUGUGGAGUUUUCUUCCCCAAGUACAACACCCACACAUAAGUUUUCCGCUUUGCAGCAAAGAAAUGAACGUUUCAGUGAGAUCAACUGUCACUGGAGGGAUUUCAAGCAUCAUGUUAAUGUCAUUUCCCCAGAUUUUGACAAACAAAGAAGCUUGGCCACUAGUAGUGAGAUUGAAGUCAUUUGCAUUGAUCAAUCAGGAAAUUUCAACACCCCUAUCCAGUUGAGUGGAAUGGAUCAAAAUUAUGCAUUUGAAGAGUUGAGAAAGGAACACUCCAAGGCUGAGACAGUAGUUACUGUAGAACAACCAAGUCCUGUGUCUGUUCUUGAUGCUGCAUUCUACAGGGAAGACCCACCAUCUCCAGUGAAAAGGAAAUCAGACAUCUCAAAAAAAAUAGGUGAAGCUCUAAGCACUGAUGAUGAUAGUGAAGAGAAUUCAGUGGAAAUACUUAAAGAAAUUGAUCAGAAUGACGAAAAAUUCAUCAAUUUGAAUAACAGUAAGGAUCCUGACCAUAAGUAUAUAUCAGAAAUACUGUUAGCAUCAGGUCUACUAAGUGGUCACAGCUCGAGCCAGAUAUUUCAUUCGCCGGGUCACUUGAUUAAUCCAAAGUUGUUCUUUGCACUUGAACAAAUGAAGACAAAGAAGAGGCAUUUCAAUAUUGAAGAUAGUGCCAAGAAGAUUUCCAGGAUUAUUAAUCCUAAGCGAAUGCAAAGAAAACUCAUAUUUGAUGUUGUUAAUGACAUUUUAGUUCAAAAACUGAUGUUGGAUAGUUCUUCCAUACUGUGGUGCCAAUCAAAUGAGCUAGCAGGUAGAAAACUAAAAGGGCAGCAGCUUUUGGAUAAGCUAUGCACAGAAAUAGAUCAAUUGCAACCUCGAAAAUGCAAUGUCAGCCUAGUUGAUGAGGAUGAGAAUUUGAAGCAUCAUCACACAAAUUGGACUAAAUGUUGCAGUGAGAUGCCAAAUAUUGUGUUGGAUGUUGAACGAUUGAUCUUUAAAGAUUUGGUAACUGAAGUUGUGAGAGGUGAAGUAGCAAAGGAUCCUGGCAUGCAUUACAGGCAACUGCUGUUUACCAAGUAG
Molecule: messenger RNA, 2772 nt
Organism: Abrus precatorius (Indian licorice)
Lineage: Eukaryota; Viridiplantae; Streptophyta; Magnoliopsida; Fabales; Fabaceae
Product: protein LONGIFOLIA 1-like
Exons: 4
Coding region: 139-2772 (877 amino acids)
Biological process (GO): regulation of monopolar cell growth
Source: RefSeq, a predicted model, not a curated record